Gryllus bimaculatus (two-spotted cricket) is the source of this 889-nucleotide messenger RNA. NCBI's taxonomy places the organism in Eukaryota, Metazoa, Arthropoda, Insecta, Orthoptera, Gryllidae. The record is from the annotation of a GenBank genome assembly.
CGGCGGCCCAAGCGCACACAUCGGGGGACGCGGCUCCUCUGUAGGCGGCAUGGCGCUACGCACCGCGUUAUUAACGCUGCUUGUGGCAGCAGCCGGAGUGUGUGGCGGCGGGGGCGGAGGUGGAGGCGGCCAUGGCGGCGGGCGGCAGUGGGAGGUGGUGAUUGGAGGCGGUCAUGGAGGUGUGACUUCGAGGCCAGAGGCGGCGGCGGUGGAUUCGGCGGAGGUGAUCACGGAAGGUGGAUAUCCUACGGAGGCGGGGCGUGCGGCGGGUGGUGAAUCGAGGCGGCCAGUGGAAGGAGGAUUCGGAGGCGGCGAAUAUGAGGCUACGGAAGGGCGGCGGGGAGGAGGAGGGUGGCUUCGGCGGUGGCCACGAGACCACGGCUUCAGCGGAGGCGGUAACCGACCUCGGGAGGCCAUGGUGGCGGAGGCUACGAGGCGGUCGGGACAUCGUGCGGGGGGCACGGAGGCGGUGGCUGACGGAGGUUGGAGGAGUCGGUGGCACGGAGGCGGCGGAGGCGGUGGCUACGGAGGCGGCGGAUUCGGAGCAGUGGACACGGAGGCGGCGGUUACGAGAGGUGGAGGAGACCUCGGUGGUCACGAGGCGGCGGCGGUAUGGAGGCGGCGGCGGCGGCGACGGGUUUGGAGGCCAUGGCGGCGGACGACUUGGGAGGCCACGGAGGUGGCGGAUUCGGAGGCGGCGGAGGUUUUGCGUGGGCACGGAGGCGGCGGCGGGGCGUCGGCGGUGGAGGUGGCGGAGGAGGUGGCCACGGAGGCUACGACAAGCGUGGAUGAAAGAGCAGAAAUUACUAGUGUGGUAGCUGAUAGAGAUAGAGAUAUUCAGGAAGUGUUAUAUGAGUGUAGGAUUGGGUCUAGAUAUAAUGUUGAAUAA